UGAGGGCCCAGCUGGAAGCUGCUGGUUUCAGUUCCUGGGAAUCAUGCUGGAUGUGGUGUGUCUGCCUGGGGGUGGCUUAGGGGGCAGGUAGAAGGACACAGGUGCCUUUUCCACCUACCCCCAGGCUGCUUCGGGCUUCUUUCUUGCCCCCUUGCCCCUAGGCUGUACUUGGUUGCCCACUUGGCUCCUGUUAUAUCCUCAACAGCCACUGAAUCUGCCCUCUGUUUUACAAAUGGGGAAACUGAGGGAGGCCCAAGUGCUUACCAGCCAGGGCCCUCUGCACCGAGGACCAGCCCUGAGCAUCCUGCUUCUCGGCUGCCAGAGCCAAGGGCCUUUGCGCUGUGGUUGGUGUCAUGGUGGAUUUUCCUGGGAAGCGGGAAUAGCUGGGCAGGGGUCUGGGCAGGUGGCCGGGGGCGCUGAGCUGGGGUGCUGCUGAUGGGAAGAGGGCUGGCGAGUGCCAGGAAGUUCUUGGUUUCUGGUUCUGCCAGGACCCAGUCUGCCCUCUGUCCCCUUCCCUUUUUCUUUCAUGUUUUCCCCAGAGCCCCCAAUUUCGCUGCUUCCUUUAGGGAUUAGCUAGUCUUGGUUAAAGAGGAAUGGGGGGAGCAGGGAGGGGACCACAGGGCAGUGGGUGGAAGAAGCUGUGGAGCAAUGUGGCCCCGCAAAGAUGGCACUUACAGUGGAACUUAUGGUAAAGAAGGAGGUGUGUGUGGUGUGUGUGUGUGUGUGUGUGUGGUUUUUUUUUUCCCCCCCAGUAAUGGGAAGGUAAGGGGAUAGAGGGCUCAUGGAUAAGCUCUGCUUAGCCUAAGCCUCUCUAGGAAGCUGUCUGGGGCAGCUGAGGGGCUCCCAGGCUCCCACCCUUUCCAGGGAAGCAGGAUCUGGAAGAACCUGGGGAAAGAGCCGCACCCGCGUCAGGGUGGAGGGACCCAGUGCUGGGCGCCUCCUGUUCCUGGUGGUUGGUUCGAGGGAAUUUCCCUGGGAGGGGGCCGGCGUUGGAAACCCCUGUGGAGGGGGGGACUCCUUCCUGCGUGAGGGCUUCUUUUCUUCUUCGACUGAGCCCUGUGCUACUUCUAGAGGUGGGCCCAGGCUGGAAAGGGACGGCCUUUGUGCCAGGUUAACCCUUCGGAAGCCUGGGCACCGUGAGCCCCCUCCCCUGGGCACACACCUCAGCUUCUUGCCAGUGCGAGGUGGGGGCUGCAGGAGUAUGACGAACCUUUGUCCUUCUACCCACCCAGCUGAAGUCAGGAGCUUCCAGAUUCCUUCCUGUGUAGCUGGAACAUUCCAUUUGCUAGUGCAGUUAGUGAGUUUCCAAGCCCCAGUUCUGGGCAUGUCUGAACAAAUCCCUGCCCCUGCCCACCCUGUUGCCCCCAGCCACCCUCCCCUAUCCCCACAUCCUCUGCCAGGGGUUCUGUGCCACAUCGGAUUUCCUCUUGCCUCUCUGGGCUGCCGGAGCCUUCCUAGAGAGGUUUGGCUGAGAUUGGUAGUGGGGGUGGCAGUGCCUCACACCCCAGCCUGGGUGCGUUCAGCCCAGGUAGGAGGGCCAUGUCACUUCAGGAAGGGAUUUCCAAGACCCCCUCAGAGCCCAGCUCCCAUUUCCGCAAGCCAGGCCAUCCCUGCUCCCAGCCUGCCUGGAGCUCUGUCCACCCUCUGAGUCUUUCUCCGGUCCUGGCCUUGAGGAAUGGGGCUUCUGAGGCAGACCUCUCAUGCUUCAGGGCCCAAAGGAAGCCCUGACUUGCUUUCUUUACCCCCACCUUAGGGCUUUCCCAUCUGAAUCCAUCUUGCAUAGAUUCUAUGCCUCAGUUUCUCCAAUCUCCUUACCCUCCAGGGAGGGUAGUGCUUAUUGGCAGCUACCUGGACUUUACUUGGAAAUGGAGCAGGGGUAGUACCUAGGGUCUUAGGUUUUGGCUAUGACCUCUGAGCCUGGCGGAGAACCUGGGGUGGAUCAGUGUGAGAUUCGCAGGGGUAGGACUAGGUGUAGGGAAGCCCCUGGGGGUGUGUCCCUCGCCAGGCUCCAGUCGCCUUUCUGGGAACAGCAUGGUCCUCACACCUGGUCCCUCUGGGCCUAGAAUGCCCCCUACAUGGGCUUCCAUCCCUGAUCUCCCAGGAACCUCUGGGGCACCCCUGGCAGGGCAGUGGUCAGGAUGUGAGGGGCAGGGGUGGUGGGAGUGACUUUCCCAGGGAGAGGACCUCGCCAGCUGUGUGUAUCUUUGGGCCCCUCCUAGGGGUCCCAUGGGUUCAAGGCUUUAUCCCGCCUGCUCUGUGGCUUUUGUGGAGAGAUCGGUUUCCAGAUACCCGCUUCCCUCCUCCACCCUGGAGCUGUUCCCACCUGUUAACAGCACUCUCUUCUUGGAGUGCCACAAGAUGCAUGUGUACUGUAGGUGCGUGUGUGUGCUAUAUGGCCUGAGUGGGGCUGGCGUGUUUCCUGCUGGGGGGAAUGUGGCAGAAGCAGACACCACUGUCCCCAAGGCCCACAUGCAUGGGAAGUGCUGCCGAAGGGCCUUGAUCAAGGAAGCAGACGGGGCAGUGGUGUCACUUAACACUGCUCAGCCCAGCUCUCUGCCCAGCUGCUGUUCUCCUGCCAGGCUGAGCUCCCUGGCCUGCUCUGCCCAGCUGGGGACUAACGGAGGAGGGCAGCAGGCCGGAACCCUGGCUUGGGAGGCAGGAGGCCCAGACCCGACCCCAACUUGCUGUGUGGCUUCAGCUGGGUUCCAACCCGUUUCUGGACCUGUUUCCCCCAUGAGUCGAGGGAUGGUUUUCUUGGAUAUGGUGACCCUGCAUGGUGGGGUCCCUCGCUUUUUCUCUCUCUGAGAGUUGGGGUUCUUGGAGGGAUCCUCACCUUUCCUGCCAUGGUCUGACUCCUGGAGACACCCCGAGGCUCAUCCCCUGUCCCUGCUUUCUUUCAGUGGUACUGCUGGACUUUGCUGCAGCUGGGGGAGAGCUCGGCUGGCUCACACACCCUUAUGGCAAAGGGUGGGACCUGAUGCAGAACAUCAUGGAUGACAUGCCCAUCUACAUGUACUCUGUGUGCAACGUGAUGUCUGGCGACCAGGACAACUGGCUCCGCACCAACUGGGUGUACCGGGGAGAGGCCGAGCGUAUCUUCAUCGAGCUCAAGUUUACCGUGCGCGACUGUAACAGCUUCCCCGGCGGUGCCAGCUCCUGCAAGGAGACUUUCAACCUCUACUAUGCGGAGUCGGACCUGGACUACGGCACCAACUUCCAGAAGCGCCAGUUCACCAAGAUUGACACCAUUGCGCCAGAUGAGAUCACUGUCAGCAGCGACUUCGAGACUCGCCUCGUGAAGCUGAACGUGGAGGAGCGCUCCGUGGGGCCGCUCACCCGCAAGGGCUUCUACCUGGCCUUCCAGGAUAUUGGUGCCUGUGUGGCGCUGCUCUCCGUCCGUGUCUACUACAAGAAGUGCCCCGAGCUGCUGCAGGGCCUGGCCCGCUUCCCCGAGACCAUCGCCGGCUCUGAUGCACCCUCCCUGGCCACUGUGGCUGGCACCUGUGUGGACCAUGCCGUGGUGCCACCAGGGGGUGAAGAGCCCCGUAUGCACUGUGCAGUGGAUGGCGAGUGGCUGGUGCCCAUUGGGCAGUGCCUGUGCCAGGCAGGCUACGAGAAGGUGGAGGACGCCUGCCAGGCCUGCUCUCCUGGAUUCUUUAAGUUUGAGGCAUCUGAGAGCCCCUGCUUGGAGUGCCCUGAGCACACGCUGCCAUCCCCCGAGGGUGCCGCCUCCUGCGAGUGUGAGGAAGGCUUCUUCCGGGCACCGCAGGACCCAGUGUCGAUGCCCUGCACACGCCCCCCCUCCGCCCCACACUACCUCACUGCCGUGGGCAUGGGUGCCAAGGUGGAGCUGCGCUGGACGCCCCCACAGGACAGCGGGGGCCGCGAGGACAUCGUCUACAGCGUCACCUGCGAACAGUGCUGGCCCGAGUCCGGGGAGUGCGGGCCGUGUGAGGCCACCGUGCGCUACUCGGAACCUCCGCACGGGCUGACCCGAACCAGUGUGACAGUCAGCGACCUGGAGCCCCACAUGAACUACACCUUCACCGUGGAGGCCCGCAACGGCGUCUCGAGCCUGGUGACCAGCCGCAGCUUCCGCACUGCCAGCGUCAGCAUCAACCAGACAGAACCCCCCAAGGUGAGGUUGGAGGGCCGCAGCACCACCUCACUGAGCGUCUCCUGGAGCAUUCCCCCGCCACAGCAGAGCCGCGUGUGGAAAUACGAGGUCACCUACCGCAAGAAGGGAGACUCCAACAGCUACAACGUGCGCCGCACAGAGGGCUUCUCCGUGACCUUGGACGACCUGGCUCCGGACACCACCUACCUGGUCCAGGUGCAGGCACUGACACAGGAGGGCCAGGGGGCCGGCAGCAAGGUGCACGAAUUCCAGACACUGUCCCCAGAGGGAUCUGGCAACAUGGCGGUGAUUGUCGGCGUGGCCGUCUGUGUGGUCCUGCUUCUGGUGCUGGCGGCAGUUGGCUUCUUUAUCCACCGCAGGAGGAAGAGCCAGCGCGCCCGCCGGUCCUCGGAGGACGUUUACUUCUCCAAGUCAGAACAACUGAAGCCCCUGAAGACAUAUGUGGACCCCCACACAUAUGAGGACCCCAACCAGGCUGUGCUGAAGUUCACCACCGAGAUCCAUCCGUCCUGUGUCACUCGGCAGAAGGUGAUCGGAGCAGGAGAGUUCGGGGAGGUGUACAAGGGCACGCUGAAGGCGUCCUCGGGGAAGAAGGAGGUGCCCGUGGCCAUCAAGACGCUGAAAGCUGGCUACACGGAGAAGCAGCGAGUGGACUUCCUCGGCGAGGCCGGCAUCAUGGGCCAGUUCAGCCACCACAACAUCAUCCGCCUGGAGGGCGUUGUCUCCAAAUACAAGCCCAUGAUGAUCAUCACUGAGUACAUGGAGAAUGGGGCCCUGGACAAGUUCCUUCGGGAAAAGGAUGGCGAGUUCAGCGUGCUGCAGCUGGUGGGUAUGCUGCGGGGCAUCGCGGCUGGCAUGAAGUACCUGGCCAACAUGAACUACGUGCACCGGGACCUGGCUGCCCGCAACAUCCUCGUCAACAGCAACCUGGUCUGCAAGGUGUCGGAUUUUGGCCUGUCCCGCGUGCUGGAGGACGACCCCGAGGCCACCUACACCACCAGUGGCGGCAAGAUCCCCAUCCGCUGGACAGCCCCGGAGGCCAUUUCCUACCGCAAGUUCACCUCGGCCAGCGACGUGUGGAGCUUCGGCAUUGUCAUGUGGGAGGUGAUGACCUAUGGCGAGCGGCCCUACUGGGAGCUGUCCAACCACGAGGUGAUGAAAGCCAUCAAUGAGGGCUUCCGGCUCCCCACGCCCAUGGACUGCCCCUCUGCCAUCUACCAGCUCAUGAUGCAAUGCUGGCAGCAGGAGCGUGCCCGCCGCCCUAAGUUCGCCGACAUCGUCAGCAUCCUGGACAAGCUCAUCCGUGCCCCCGACUCCCUCAAGACCCUGGCUGACUUUGACCCCCGGGUGUCUAUCCGGCUCCCCAGCACCAGCGGCUCGGAGGGGGUGCCCUUCCGCACGGUGUCCGAGUGGCUGGAGUCUAUCAAGAUGCAGCAGUACACGGAGCACUUCAUGGCGGCUGGCUACACUGCCAUUGAGAAGGUGGUGCAGAUGACCAACGACGACAUCAAGAGGAUCGGGGUGCGGCUGCCAGGCCACCAGAAGCGCAUCGCCUACAGCCUGCUGGGACUCAAGGACCAGGUGAACACAGUGGGGAUCCCCAUCUGAGCCUCGACAGGGCCUCGAGUCCCCUCGGCCAAGAAUACUUGAAGACACAGAGUGGCCUCCCUGCUGCGACGGGCCACCGAGGACCUUAUUUAUUUCUAGUUAUUUCCUGCUGAUAUCCCCUGGAACUUCUGCUGGAGGGUCUUGAAUGGCACCCUGGCCGGAACUGAGGAGAUACCCAGGGAUGCUGAGCCGGGCGAGGGACACGCAGCCGAGCACUUAGCAAGAAACUGGCAUCCCUGGAGCAGGAGCCCCACCGUGGCCGUCAGACACGGGCGACCUUCCCAAACCCACCUCCCCUUCGCCUUCUCCCACAUGAGGCCAUCUCAGGAGACGGAGGGCUUGCCCCAGCGCCAAGUGAACAGGGUACCUCAAGCCCCAUUUCCUCACGCUAAGAGGGCAGACUGUGAACUUGACUGGGCGAGACCCAAAGUGGUCCCUGUCCCUCAAGUGCCUUCUUCAGACCCCCGGGCCCCGUCCUCAUCCCUGAUGGGUCAAACCCUUGAUUCCUGGGCCUUCGCAAGAUGCUUGGUUGUGUGGAGGUUUUUAAAUAUAUAUUUUGUACUUUGUGGAGAGAAUGUGUGUGUGUGUCGGGGGCCCCGCCAGGGCUGGGGACAGAGGGUGGCCUGUGUCAGACAUUCCUGAGCUGGGGACCCGGGGACCGGUGCUGCAGGAGCAUCCUGCCCAUGUCCCGGUCGGCCCCAUCUCUCACCCCUUUAGAUAGCAACUACUUUUCUGUCAGUGUUAAUGAUUUUUUGUUGGAAAUUUUUUUCGAAUCUUAUUUAUUAUUUUUUUUAUAUUUAUUGUUAGAAAAUGACUUAUUUCUGCUCUGAAAUAAAGUUGCAGAUGAUUCAAAC
Molecule: messenger RNA, 6600 nt
Organism: Sapajus apella (tufted capuchin)
Lineage: Eukaryota; Metazoa; Chordata; Mammalia; Primates; Cebidae
Gene: EPHA2
Product: EPH receptor A2
Exons: 16
Coding region: 2774-5746 (990 amino acids)
Biological process (GO): axon guidance; cell surface receptor protein tyrosine kinase signaling pathway; protein phosphorylation
Cellular component (GO): plasma membrane; neuron projection
Molecular function (GO): ATP binding; transmembrane-ephrin receptor activity; protein binding
Source: RefSeq, a predicted model, not a curated record